Molecule: messenger RNA, 1604 nt
Organism: Dermatophagoides pteronyssinus (European house dust mite)
Lineage: Eukaryota; Metazoa; Arthropoda; Arachnida; Sarcoptiformes; Pyroglyphidae
Biological process (GO): DNA replication initiation; DNA replication
Cellular component (GO): nucleus; nuclear origin of replication recognition complex
Molecular function (GO): DNA replication origin binding
Source: RefSeq, a predicted model, not a curated record
CAACCGAUUCGAUCGAAUGUUUAUCCAUUUUUUUUCGAUUCGAUCCAAAAAAACGUGUCCAUCAAAUUAACCGCGGAAUUGAAUCAUCAAUCCGAUCAACAAUGUCCACCGAUAAUAAUAAUGAUGAUAAUGAAAAAAUUCUUAAAAUUGAAAGAAAAUUUCUUUGCCGUAGUCGACAGAUACGAAAAUUAUUGCAUUUUUUAAAAUUAAAUCAAAUUGAAAAUUUAAUCGUAAAUGGACCAAAAUCAACCGGGAAAACAUCGAUAACCAGAACAUUAUUGAAUGAAUUUGAUUAUACAUAUCUAUGGUUUGAUAUGAUCAAUUGGGAUAAUUCGAAUCGGUUUUUUUUCGAAAAAAUUCUUCAACAAUUCAAAAAUCAUAUUGUUAAAUUGAAAAAUUCCGACAAUGAUGAAGAUGAUGAUGAAGAAGAAGAAUUGUCACCAACAAAAAAGAGAAAAUGUUUGAAUCCAGUUCAAUUUAUUGAUUCGAUGAUUGAUUUAUUGAAAACUUAUCGACAAUUACAAGAAACCUUGAAUAAUCAACAACAAAAAAUAAUUUUAGUUAUUGAUAAUUCUGAUAUUAUCGUUGAUGAAAAUAAUGAAAAUCUUAUAUAUUUAUUACAAAAUAUUAAUCAAUUAACUGAUAAUAUUUAUCCAAUUCAAAUAAUUUGGAUUAUAAAAUAUCGUUUAGAACGUUUAUAUCGAUUAAUUGAUUUUAAAAUGAAUUUAUUGGAAAUUCAUUUUGAAUCAUAUAAUCAACAAGAACUUUUUCAAUUAUUAACACAACAACAAUCAUCAUUAUUACCCCGAAAUGAUCCACAUAAAUUAUAUCGAAAUUUUGUUCAUCUUAUCCUCAAAACUUUGAUACCAUUUGAAGAUAAUUUUCUUAAUUUGAAUUUUAUUUGUCAUAAAUAUUUUGAUAAAUAUUCAUUACCAUUAAUGAAUAAUAACGAAGAAGAUGAUGAUGAUAAUGAUGAAAAUAUCGUCGUACAACAACAUAAUAAAGUUGGACAAUUAUUUAUAAAAUUUCAACCAUAUCUUCAAGAAAUUAUUUCACAAUUAAAUGGUCAAAUUAUUGAUGGUUGGAAUGAAAAUAUUCGACAAUCAAUUCGUUCAAUGUCAUUAUCAUUAUGUUAUACAUAUGUUGCUGUUUAUCUGGCCACUUAUAAUUCAACCAAAAUGGAUAUCCGAUUUUUUGUUCGUAAUCAACGUAGCACUUAUAAUAAACGUUCAAGAAAAUCAUUCAAAAUUAAAGAAAAUGAAUUGAAAUGUCCAAAAUGGUUUGAAUUAGAACGUUCAUAUCAUAUUUAUCGUUCAUUGAUUGAUUUGAAUGAAAAAGAUUCCAGUGUUCGUUCGAAUUUAUUGAUACAACAAGACUGUGAAUUUCUAAAACAAAUAGCAAAUCUUUAUGAUUCGAAAAUAUUGUUAGGAAAAUCUUCAACAUCUCAAUGGUCUUGUUCAGGUGAUUCAAAAUUUCAAUUAUCACAAGUGAUUACCGAUGAUAUUAUUAUGGAUAUUUCAUCAAAAAUUGAUCUUGAUAUUAAUGCAUUUUUGGUUCAUCGAAUUGAACGUAGUUGUUUUUAAAUGAUUAAUUUUCUUUCUUCU